CUGAUUUUUUUCUGUCGACGGAAAAUUUUCAGCUUACUCAGACCAAAAAUGGCCGAAACCGCUGCUCUUGGAAUUAUAGAUGAGAUCCAUGCCUUCGUCUCCGAUAGGCUUCAAGUGAUUUCCUACAAAUGGCUGAGUCGAAAUUUUUUGGUUUCCUCCAAUGCUGCAAAGAGACUGCUAGAGGAAUUCGUUGAAAAGCAUGGGGAUGGAUUAGCAGUGAUUUACUCUUUAUCUGGCUGGCUGAAGAGUAACCCUACGACCUACCAUAUAAGGCUUGUCCCCAGUCAUAUGCUUUCAGAUGCUAAGGAAGAGUUCGAUGGAAAAUGCUCUGUUCAAGUUUACAGUAUACAGGCCUGCCUCCCUAAGGAUCCAGCAACGCUUUGGAAUCAUGAGUUCGUUCAGGCUGAAGAUCUUUUUAAGCAGCCAGCAACUCUUGAUAAUUGUUUACGAGAUAACAGGUUUUGUGGAGUUUCAAAUUCAUUUGUUAAGAGAACAGUAGGAGGAACACCUUUGGGCACUGGAAGCAUUCAGAUGAAAUCAACUAGAGUCUCAGGUCUGUCGAGCAGUUCUAUUCCUCAAGCUACAGCUGAUCCACGGUCUAUUCAGAAAAAUUCUCAGAAUGCUGGUUUAAAUCCAGGGGCUCAGCCCCCUAACACUGCAAAACCUGUGAAAACUGAAGGAAACGUAAAGCCAGAUCUAGCACAGGUAGCAGAAAAAGAAAAAGUUCCUCGGCCACUCCCUAACAACAAAAAAGGCCAAAAUAAUAAAAACUCUUCUGGAAGUGGAGGUUCAUUAGCUAGCAUGUGGGGUCGUGCAUCAGCAAAGCCUAAACCUGAUGCUUGCUUGGUCCAAGCUGAGAAAGCCAAACAAGGAUCUUCUGUCAGUGCGGAAGCUCAAAUUUGUGCUCGUGAAUCAGCAGAGCAUGAAAUUAGUGAUGAUGAUGACGACGACAAAGCUUUCAGCGCAAGGAGGACCUCUAAUGGUGAAGGCAGUAGAAAGAGAAGAGCUGUGCCCCCGGCUGUUCGUAAGUCGCCAGCAGUGGGGAACGCUGCUCCAGCUAACCAAGCCGGGAAAGCCGGAAACAAGAAGGCAGCAAUUAAGGAUCCUAAGCAAGGGAAUCUCUUCUCAUUUUUCAAAAAGGCUUGA
This is a messenger RNA of Salvia hispanica, 1146 nucleotides long. NCBI's taxonomy places the organism in Eukaryota, Viridiplantae, Streptophyta, Magnoliopsida, Lamiales, Lamiaceae. The record is from RefSeq and is a predicted model, not a curated record.